Theobroma umbraticum is the source of this 1047-nucleotide messenger RNA. Its product is annotated as transcription factor MYB106-like. Lineage: Eukaryota; Viridiplantae; Streptophyta; Magnoliopsida; Malvales; Malvaceae. The record is from RefSeq and is a predicted model, not a curated record.
UUCUCUAAUUCUUUCGGCAAGAUAUACUUGCUUGAAAAGGACUUAUUUGCUGCUUGUUGGCUACAAAUUAAUGGCAAGGUCUGCAUGCUGCGAGAAUAUGGGGUUGAAGAAAGGGCCAUGGACUCCGGAUGAAGACCAGAAGCUGUUAGCUUAUAUCGAAGAACAUGGCUUCGGAAACUGGCGUACCUUGCCUGAAAAAGCUGGGCUCCAAAGAUGUGGAAAGAGCUGUAGACUGAGGUGGAUCAAUUACUUAAGACCUGAUGUCAAGAGGGGAAAGUUCAGCUUACAGGAAGAACAAACCAUCAUUCAUCUCCAUGCUUUUCUUGGGAACAGGUGGUCGGCUAUAGCAGCUCACUUACCCAACCGAACAGACAAUGAGAUCAAAAACUACUGGAACACACAUAUUAAGAAAAGGUUUAGCAAGAUGGGGAUUGAUCCCACCACCCACAAGCCCAUAUCAAACCCCCCCAGCUCCACCAGUGGUGGCCACUCGCGAAACACUGGCACACUGAGCCACAUGGCUCAGUGGGAGAGGGCUCGUCUGGAAGCAGAAGCCAGGCUGGUCAGAGAGUCAAAACUAGUAUCGAAACCUUCCCCAAAUAAUAAGCCAGGCUUCUCGGCUAGACCGAGGAGUACCAGAACCUCAUCAGCCCCUUCGACAAGAUCACAGUGCCUUGACGUACUCAAAGCAUGGCAAAGCGUAGUUGCUGGCAUGUUCGCCAUCACCAAUAACAACCUUGACCCUCCACCGUCAACAACAUUCUUGGACAACUCGAUCCCUGUAAGCACAACAAACGAGCUUGAUCUAGCAGCUGCUGGCUCUACAUGCAUGGAAGGAAUAAUUGCUGAAGAUGAUCAGCUGAUGUUGGACGACAGGUCAAACCAAGUACCCGAAUUAAAUGAAAAAUUCGAUACCUCCAUGGCUUUGCAUGAUUCAACGUAUCAUUGGACUGCUGAUUCAGGAAAUACCAUUGAAGAUUUUUGGGACAUCUCGGUGCAUGAUUUUGGUUACCCAAUGGAUUGAACAAAAAUCAAACAUUUAUUAUG